Molecule: messenger RNA, 1532 nt
Organism: Pelagomonas calceolata
Lineage: Eukaryota; Pelagophyceae; Pelagomonadales; Pelagomonadaceae
Source: the annotation of a GenBank genome assembly
CUGCAGCUGCACCUAGAGGCGCCCGGCCAAAAAAGAAAGAACCCCCGGGACGCCGCCCCGGGCGCGCCACGGAGCGCCGCCGCGGCCGCCGCGCCCCACUGCUCCGAACAAAACACCAGAACACCAUGUCCGCGUCGCUCGUCGCCCACCGCUACCGGACGCACAAGCGCCUAGGAGCCGGUUCCUUUGGGGAGAUUUUUGUUGGAUCCGACGUCAACACGGGAUUGCGAGUCGCCAUGAAGUUCGAGAAGCACGGCCUGCGGUGUCCCCAGUUAAGGCACGAGUAUAAGGUGUAUCGAGAACUGCAAGGGUGUAGAGGUGUCUGCAAGGUCCAAUAUUAUGGGACCCACAACAACUUCAACGUCAUGGUCCUGGACUUGCUGGGACCGUCUCUCGAAGAAUUGUUCACGAAGUGCGGGAGACGGUUCUCGCUAAAAACAACAUUGAAAUUGGCGGACCAGAUGUUGGAGCGGUGCGAAGCGUUGCACGGUAGACAUCUCAUACAUAGGGACGUGAAGCCGGCGAACUUCACGAUGGGCGACGCUUCUUCCUCGCCGCUAGUUUAUUGCAUCGACUUCGGCCUGUCCAAAAGAUUUAGGAACCCGCAUACCCUUCAACACAUUCCCCAUCGAGUGGGGAAAAGUCUCACUGGAACACCUAGAUACGCCUCCAUUUCCAAUCAUUUGGGCAUCGAACAGAGUCGUCGAGAUGAUUUGGAGGCGGUUGGCUAUGUACUCGUAUACUUCGCGAAAGGUAGGUUGCCCUGGCAAGGUCUGAAAGCCAAGUCGGCCCACAAGAAGUACAAGCUCAUCCUAGAUAAAAAGCAGGAAAUUAGCAUUGCGCAACUGUGCCACGGCUGCCCGGCGCAGUUCGCGGAGUACCUGUCGUACUGUAGAAGCUUGAAAUUUGACGCGUCGCCGAACGUGGCUUAUCUGCGGAGACUCUUCCGCGACCUCUACUCGACGAGCGGCCACGACGUCGCGCAGAUCGCGGCGAACGACUGGGACUGGAUGGCGAAUGCCGACGUCCGCGUCGACGCCACUACCGCGCAAGCGUAUGGCGCUAGACCAGAUACGGCGCAAGCGAGACGGGCCACGUCCGCUCGGCCCGGAGCAAGACCCGCACGCCCGCAGUCGGCGUCGGCCCAACGGCCGGCAAACGAGGAGCAGUUCUACGCGCCGCCUGGGCGCAGCGCGUCGCGGGGCUACGACUACGGCGGCGACCGUUAUGCUUCUCGUAGACCGCGCACGGCGACGGCGCGGGUCGGCGAGACGGACCCCGAGCGGCGUUGGGCCGCGCGCGGCUCGCGCGAGGCGCCCGCGCAACCGGCGCGGCGCGAGCGGCCCCAGUCUGCCGCGGCAGCGCCGUCCUACCAACAAAGACCGUCGGCGUCGUCGCGCUCGGGUGGUCGGGGCGGCGACGACGGCGCGCACGUCGUCGCCGGCGCGCGGUCCAUGAUGGGCCUCGCGCGCGCGCGGUCCGCGCGGUCCGCGGGCGGCGGCGCGCGGCCGCGGACGUCUUCGCGCGGAUAG